AUGUCUAACACCGGCAAAGGCACACUUUAUACUUAUCCCGGUAAUAUUCAUGCGUAUAAAGCGCAAAUCGCUGCCCGAUACAGCGGUGCAAAAUUAACUGUUGCGUCCGAUGAUAAAUUUCAAAUGAACGAAACAAAUAAGUCCGAACAAUAUUUGAAAAAAUUUCCAACUGGAAAGGUACCUGCCUAUGAGAAUGAUGUUGGUGUGUAUUUGUUUGAAUCCAAUGCCAUAGCUCAUUAUUUAUCAAAUGAACAAUUACGUGGUAAUACUUUAGAAGAUCAAGCAUCUAUAAUUCAAUGGAUGGAAUAUGCUGAAAGAGAUAUUAUACCAGCAUCAUCCACAUUAGUUUAUCCGUGUAUGGGUAUUCUUCAGUUUAAUAAAUUAAAUAAUGAACGGGCGAAAGAUGAACUUAAAAGUAUUUUACAUUUAUUGAAUGAGCAUCUUCGUACAAGAACGUAUCUUGUUAGUGAACGUAUUACGUUAGCUGAUAUCGUUGUUGCUUGUGAUUUGUUAUUACUGUUUCAAUGGAUUCUUGAACCUGUUCAACGUGAAUUAUAUCCAAAUACAACAAGAUGGUUUACAACAUUAAUUCAUCAAGAUGAAUUUCAAACAGUGAUUGGUGAUUAUAAAUUAUGUGAAAAAAUGGCACACUUUGAUUCUAAAAAAUAUGCUGAAGUUUGUAGUAAUCAGCAACAACAGCAUGCUGAACACCAUGAAUCAACGAAAAAAGAUAAAAAAGGUGCAAGUGAAAAAAAAAAUGAGCCAAAACAAGCAAAACAACCACAAGUUGAAAAACAACCUAAAAAAGAAGCUAAACCAAAAAAAGAUGAUCAAGCUCACGAAAGCGAGGGUGACGAAAUGGAGGAUGUUUUAGCACAAGAACCAAAACAGAAAGAUCCAUUUGCUGAAAUGCCAAAAGGAACAUUUAAUAUGGAUGAGUUCAAACGUGUCUAUUCAAAUGAAGAUACUAAAACAAAAGCUCUUCCCCAUUUUUGGGAACAUUAUGAUAAAGAAAAUUAUAGUUUGUGGCAAUGCGAGUACAAAUAUCCUGAAGAUCUCGGACAAAUAUUUAUGACAUGCAAUCUUGUAGCAGGCAUGUUUCAGCGUCUUGAAAAACUACGAAAAAAUGCCUUUGCGAGUAUGUGUGUGUGGGGUAAAGAUAAAGAUAAUACGAUUGCCGGUAUUUGGGUAUGGAAAGGACCAGGACUUGCAUUUGAGUUAUCACCUGAUUGGCAAACAGAUUAUGAAUCUUACACGUGGUCGAAAUUGAAUCCAGAUGAUGAAAAAACAAAACAACUAGUUGAACAAUUUUUUGCAUGGGAAGGUGAACAUAACGGAAAAUCGUUUAAUCAAGGAAAAAUUUUUAAAUAA
Didymodactylos carnosus is the source of this 1371-nucleotide messenger RNA. The record is from the annotation of a GenBank genome assembly. NCBI's taxonomy places the organism in Eukaryota, Metazoa, Rotifera, Eurotatoria, Philodinida, Philodinidae.